CUUCUGGAUUCACGUCUUUUCAACAUGGCUUCGAGAGUAUCUAAAAUCAACAGCUUGGACAUUGACAUUGAAAACUUCAAAACAACACUUCCUCCAAGAAAGCGUGCAAAAACUGAUGAAGAGAAAGAACAACGUCGAAUUCAAAGAAUUUUACGUAAUAGGAAAGCAGCUCAUGCUUCUCGUGAGAAAAAAAGAAGAUAUGUUGAAAGCCUUACCAACAACUUAAAUAAAUUAAAUUUAGUUGUCGAGAACUAUCAAAAGAAUCAAAUGAGAUUGUUAGAAUUGAACAAACAACUUAUCGAUAGAAUAUCCCAAUUAGGUGGCCUUGUUGAUGAUAUCGAUACAUCUAUUUUAUCCGAAAUUAAUUUGGAUUACAGAAUCUCUUCUUUAAUUUCUGACAAUAGUACUUCCAUCUCUACUGAUAUCCCACAAAUUCUGAUCCAGCAAAAUCUUAAUACUUCAAAUUCCAAUGGCUCUAGUGAAUCACAAGUAAAUUCGGAAAAUGAUAAAAAAAAAAAUGAAAAUUUGUCCAACAAUGUUCAAGCCAAUUCUAUUUUAGAUAAUUUAAUUAAUUUGGCCUCUGAUAAUUGUUGUGAUUUAACUAAUAUUUCUAAUAUUUCUAAUAUUUCUAAUAUUUCUAAUGUUUCUAAUCUUCCUGUUCCUUCUGUCUCUUCAACUUCAUCCAACUUUCAUUCAAUUUCUAGCUCAACCACUCCAGAUUUUGAUGACAAUCUUUCUGUUAGCAAUGAUCUAUUAAAUUUACGUUCUCCAAAAUUAAUAUUUGACAAAAUCGAUCUGAAAUCAUUUAAUGAGAAGUUUUUAAAUGAAGCUAACUUUAAUUCCAAUACUAUUGUUUCCAUUAAUGAUAAUAGCGAUAAUAAUAGUAAUAAUAAUUAUAAUAAUUAUAGUAUCAUCAAUGAUGAAGUUGCUAAUAACUUAAACAACAACAACACCAUUAAUAUGUUUGAAUUUAAUAAUUACAACAACGAAUUGUCUUCAUUCGAUAAUUUUGAAUUUAAUAACUUACUAUCAUCUCAACUGCCUAAUGACAAUAUAAAUAGCUUUGAGCAAAUCAGCAGGUUGCAUAACCCAGCAGCGCCAGCUGAUUUGUUCUCUGACUUAUUUCCAUCUAAUAACUCGAAUUAUGAGUCAAUGUUUGAAGAUUUUUGUCUAUUAGAGUAAUUAAAUGAAUCUUGUUUUUUCUUUGGUUAUUUUAUACCUGGCUAGUUUUCAUUUUAUCAAAUUUAUAACUUUUUAAAAGUUGAAGAGUAAUGAAAAAUUUGUUCAUUAUGUGGCGCAGUUUAGUUUUUUAUUUGCGACUGGAUGUUCAAGAUUUCCAUUAUUCUUUUUACUUUUAAUAAUUUGAUUGUUAUAAGAUUUUGAGAGAUGCUAAUUUUCAUGAAACAUCCUGGGAAAAUUCUUGAUAUGGUGAUUUCUUUAUAAAGUCUUUGGUUCAAAUGCAUCUGUUGAGGUCUUUACGUUUUUUAAAUUUUCUUUCUAUAUUUAGGUUUUAGGUUAUUUUUAUUUCUUUUGGUGAUAUUUUUAAUAUUUUUCUUUGGUGUUUGUAUUAUUUCUUCUAUAUCUCAAUCUAAUGCUUUAUCUCUCUCCAUUUGGUGAUUGCUUGACAUCCGCGGGCUGUAGAAAUGGAAUGACUUUCAAGUCAAAGCGCUGAA
Messenger RNA from Ascoidea rubescens DSM 1968, 1673 nucleotides. RefSeq lists its product as uncharacterized. Lineage: Eukaryota; Fungi; Ascomycota; Saccharomycetes; Ascoideales; Ascoideaceae. Gene Ontology annotation, molecular function: DNA-binding transcription factor activity, RNA polymerase II-specific. The record is from RefSeq and is a predicted model, not a curated record. Gene Ontology annotation, biological process: positive regulation of transcription by RNA polymerase II. The transcript is spliced from 2 exons. Bases 25 to 1182 code for a protein of 385 amino acids.